GUCUGAGGCUGGUUCGGAGCAGGGCCGGGGUUGCCUGACAUUUCUGGGACUGGAGCCAGCCAAGAAGAAAAAAAGACGAGUGUUUUACAAUUUGCUUUUGUCAAAGUGUGGAGAAAGUGGAAAGCGAAGCGACCUUUUUUUUUUUUUUUUUUUUUUUUUAGCAUCACAUUCCUGUGUCUUUCUUCAGCCUGGAAAAUAUAUUAGGGCUGGUGCUUUCCUCUCUGGAAACAAAAGAGCUAAACGGGACUGAGAAAGCAAGGAGUGGGAAGGUUUGGGAAGUUUCAAAGAGAGGGACUUGGAGCAACCAGAAGUUCCCUUUUCUUAAAUGAAAUCCCUGCCUGUGUGGAUAACCGGCACAGCAAAAAUCCAGACCUGCAGGUAAAUGGAGAAGCAGAGAUCACAAAGGAAAUUUCCGCUAACCUCAUCCCGCCUGUCAAGAAGGUGAAGAAGAAAGUUAAAAGACACACAACGGGCUCUGCGACCUGUUAGGCUGCUAAAAGAUAAAUCACUGAACAACAGUAAAGCUGUAUGGCACUGGUCUCCUUUUAAAGGAAAAAGACGUGAGAACUCGUCUCUGGCAGGGGAACUUCCCUGAGAGGACUGCACAAUGAACUGGAGGCCAGCUCUCAGCUUAGCCCUGCUGUGGGCAGCAUGGUUAGUGUGUGGCUCUGAGAAGACAGAGAGGCUAGUGGAGAGGGGGAGCCAUGGAGUUAGGAAAGUGCCCCUGGCUUACAGGGCUUCAAGCAGCCUCCUGAGAAGGUCUGGAGCAUCCCUGAGGAAUUCAAACCUGAAUCCUCAACACCCUGUCACCAAAAGGGAUUCUUCAGCACCUCCAAAGCCACCUGCCAAUCUCCUGCAAGGGGAAGCACGUUCCCAGGCCAGGGGCACAGGGACCAGAAUGAGACUGGUACAGAGACUCACAGCUGCAGCCAAAUACCCCAAGUCCGAGAUGAUUAAGGAUGAAGGGAUAUCCUCUGCCACCCAGUCACGAGGGGUACGUUUCCCUUCAGGGUCAAGUUCUCCCAGUAUCCUGGCCAGCUUUGCAGGGAAAAAUCGGGUGUGGGUCAUUUCUGCCCCCCAUGCCUCUGAGGGCUACUACCGGCUCAUGAUGAGCCUGCUGAAAAAUGAUGUUUACUGUGAAUUGGCUGAGAGGCACAUCCAGCAGAUUGUGUUGUUCCACGAAGAAGGGGAAGAAGGGGGAAAAGUAAGAAGGAUAACCAAUGAAGGAAAAAUCCUGGAACAGCCACUAGAUCCUGCCCUUAUCCCUAAGCUCAUGAGCUUUCUGAAACUGGAGAAAGGGAAAUUUGGCAUGGUACUGUUGAAGAAAACCCUGCAAGUGGAGGAACGGUAUCCUUAUCCAGUCAGGCUAGAGGCUAUGUACGAAGUCAUUGAUCAGAACCCCAUCAGAAAAAUUGAGAAGAUGAGGCAGAAGGGUUUCAUCCAGACAUGCAAAGCAGCUGGGGUAGAGGGGCAAGUGGUUGAGGAAGGCAAUAAUGGCGGCACCAUGCAGCCUACCCCUGGCAGUGAACAUGGCCAGGUGUCAGCAAGGAAGGAGGAUCCAAGGAGGAACAAUAAUCAGCCAACAAGGACCAAAACAGUGAGGAAACCAAUGACAACCACAGUGGCCACUCCUCUGCCUACAGUAAGGAGCACUACCCUCCCUUCCACCACCACGACUGCUCGUGCCACCACCCAUGCAGUGACAACAGCCAGCCGGUCUACAACAACAACUACAUCCCUCCCCAGCACACAGAGGACCUGGACCAUGAAGUCACAUUCCAACACAGAGUACCACAGGCUGCCAGUAGCCCCCAAUGCCACCACGCCACGAGUCACAGCCUCUGAGGACUUCUACUCUCCUGUGUGGAAAACAAACCGCAGGGACCGGCAGCACGGCCACCAAGAGAAACAAGUGGCAGCCACACGGAAACCAAACAAGGCUGCCCGCUAUGACGGUUUCACAGAACUCCCAACAGCUCCCUCAGUGCACUAUACAAAGGCAAAUGUGGGUAGAUUUAAAGAUAACAGAACUGACAGAAAGGACUUUAACCACAGGGACCUGAAUGUCACACCUGGGCAACACAAACCAACUAAGACUAAACCACCAAAAAAGAAGACCCAAGAAAAGAUACUCAGUAAUGAGUAUGAAGAUAAAUAUGACCCGAGCAAGCCUGCUAGUUCCCAUUUAGAGGAACAGUUUGCAGCGGGAAAUAUUCCCCCAAAGAAAGGAAAAGAAUCAAAGAAGCAUGACCGAAUGGAUAAACCUGAGAAGAAGAAGAAGAAGGACAGACCUGACAAGCAGCAGAAGAGUGAGAAGCAGUCCAAGAAGGUCAAAGCUGAAAAAAAGAGCAAGCAGGACAAAGACCGCAGUAAAAAGAAGAAGGGAAGCAGGACUGAGAAUAAGGAUUUUCCCAAGUCCAACAAGAAGACUUUCCUACAGCCUCCCAGGAAAUCAGCAACUAACCUCCUGGAAUAUUUCGAAGGCAAGAGGAGACUCAUUCUGAUCACAACCCCCAAGGUGGACAACACCAUGUACGUACAGCAGCGAGACGAGUAUCUGGAGAGCUUCUGCAAGAUGGCAACCAGGAAGAUCUCAGUCAUCACAAUUUUCGGCACCAUGAACAACAGCAGCAUGAAAAUUGACCACUUCCAGCUAGAUAAUGAAAAGCCCAUGAAAGUGAUAGAAGAUGAAGAUCUUGUGGACCAGCAGCUCAUCAGUGAGUUGAGGAAAGAGUAUGGGAUGACCUACGAUGAUUUCUUCAUGGUGCUGACAGACACUGACAUGAAGGUCAAGCAAUACUAUGAAGUACCCAUAGCAAUGAAGUCUGUGUUUGAUUUGAUUGACACCUUCCAAUCACGAAUUAAAGACAUGGAAAGACAGAAAAAAGAGGGCAUUGUCUGCAAAGAAGAUAAGAAGCAAUCCCUUGAGAGCUUCUUAUCCAGGUUCCGAUGGAGAAGGCGCCUGGUGGUGAUCUCUGCUCCCAGUGAUGAAGAUUGGGCUUAUUCCCAGCAGCUUGCUGCUCUCAGUGGACAAGCCUGCAAUUUUGGUCUGCGCCACAUAACUAUCCUCAAAUUGCUGGGAGUUGGAGAAGACGUUGGAGGUGUCUUAGAGUUGUAUCCAAUUAAUGGAAGCUCAACUGUAGACCGAGAAGACAUCCCGGCUAAUUUGGUGAAAGACAUUCGGAAUUAUUUCCAAAUUAGCCCGGAAUAUUUCUCCAUGCUUCUAGUGGGGAAAGAUGGCAACGUCAAAUCCUGGUAUCCUUCUCCCAUGUGGUCUAUGGCGAUUGUGUAUGACCUGAUUGAUUCCAUGCAGCUCCGGCGCCAGGAAAUGACAAUCCAGCAGUCGCUGGGCAUGCAGUGCCCUGAUGAUGAGUAUGGUGGGUAUGGCUACCACAGCUACCACCAGGGCUACCAGGAAGGCUACCAAGAUGACUACCGUCACCACGGAAGUUACCACCAUGGAUAUCCAUACUGAACAGAGUGACUUAGCCUCUGGCUGACCCCGUGUCUAUCUUCUAAUAGCUUUCAAGCAAUAGGUGGCCAGUUGCAGAAAAUCCUCCCAGGCCACCUAGAUAUCCAUGCCUCGUUCUUCUACUGUUCAAUCAAGGGACUUUGGUCAUUUGCCUUCUCAAAAAAUGCAGAAGCCUUUACAGUGAAGCAACUCAAACCAGUAGCAUUGAAGCUUUAAACAAUAAAGACUCCUUUAUAUUUUUAAACCUUUAUAAACAAAGGCCAUCAGCAGGUGCUGUUUGUAUUAAAACUAAACAAAAAAAAAUCCCACAGCCCCAGCCCAUGGGCACUACAGUAGGGUAGGAAACAAACUGUCCAACAAUGUGCUUUUUACUACUUUUUCUAAGGAGAAAAAAAAAAGUAUAUUUAUUGGAAAGUGAGAUUUCAUUAUGCUUAUAAAGAGAAACAAAGAACCACACUUUGGGUCUCUCCCAGAAAAGAAGAAUUUAAGAAAGAAGCAUGGGGCAUGCUCUUUAAUAAUAUCAACAACAGUAAUAAAAUCUUUUCAAAAAAACAUGUUUAAAAAGAGAGCAUCCCUUCUCCAGUGUAUUACCAUUGUAAUUAGCUGACUUUAUGAAUGAAAAUAAGAUUUAUGGCUAUGGCAGAACUUGUUCCAAUACAAUACAAUGUAAAGUUCUUAACUACAAAGCUUACUGCAUGGCUAUUUAUUCUUUCAGUUGGGGUCCCUGUUCUCUUAGGUCCUGCCCUCCUCACUGUUAAAUCCAAGUUAAUGAGAGCUAAGUGGAAACACCAGCCAGGGUUAGCACUGUCUGAAAUACAGAAAUUUGAAAAGCAUUAUUUUCAUCAGAAAAAGAAAUCUCAUUCAAGUAUAUUUUCAAUGAGUUGUAACGAGCUCUCUAUAAUAAUGCUUUUAAUUAAACUGUUACUCUAAAUUUCAAAUUUUCUUUUACCUCUUCUUCUCAUACUCUCACCUAUGAAUGAUCUGGAUUAAAUGUUUAUAAAAGUAUUUGAGAUUAAUCUGCUAAACCAUCUCUAUUUCUGCCACACUUUCAGAAAUGGUUUUUUUUCCUCCCUACUCAUUGAUGUCUUUGGACAUUGGAGCACCACCCUAUCCUACUGAAAACAGUGGCAGGAACUGCAUGCGUAGUCAUGGUUUCUAGACAUUUGGGUUAGAUUUCUAAACACUAAAGAUGCAGCAGAAAGAUGAUGGAAUAUCUUUAAGAGAAGAUAUCUUGUCAGCCUUUAUAAUGGCACAUUGGUCACUUAUGAUGUCGAAGAUGUGCCUGACCAGUCACAUGUCUUUUUAUAAUCCAUGAUGUGGGUGCACAUCACAUAUAGAUGCACACAAGAGGGCACUGGUACUCGCUAUUGUCAUCAGAGAAAAUAGCACAGGAGCAGGGAGAAGCUACAUCUCUAAGCUGGCCAGAGCAUGCUCUGCAUUUUGACUUCUGGCAACUUCCUGACUUUUCCCCAGAUGAAAACAAAACUGGCUAAAGCAACCAGUUCACUCAAAACCAGAUGCUUUUUUUAGAAAUUUAAGUCACAAAGAGUCAGGCAUUACUUGCCCUUCUGAAUGUCAGAAAGGCAGACAAAUGGUCACAAGGCCUUAGCUUUACAAACCUGGUCACUCUCUGAGGCAGGCUGCCCUCCCUAACACAAGGUCUAGUCAGUGCUGGGUACAGCUCCUGACUUAUCUUUCUCAGGUGACUGGAGCUAACUGGGGGAAGGCAUUUAACAGAUUGAUUUUGAGAGGACUGCUGCCUGCAGAGAGCUUCUGAGCUCUCAGUGACGACAGCACUUCCACAGCUGAAAGCAGUGGACAGAGAAAUUAAAAAAAAAAAAAAAAAUCAUAGGAUGGAAGGGUUUCUAGAAGAAAAUGGAAUGUCCUGUAGCUCACUUUUAGAAAACAAGAGUUCAUUGCAUCACUGUAUCAAGGUCAGCUGCCUAACUUUCCUCACCUAAAGCAAAAGCAGAGGAAAAUACACCAGGUGCCUAACAGGCACCUCCUGUAGACAGAAACACCCACUUGGAGCAUUUUCUUUCAGGUGCUUGUUUAAACUUUCCUUUAAUCUUGUUUUCACGUAAAGUCUUUAAAUGAAAGCCCUUUUAACUCACACUACAAAUCACAUUAAUUUAAUGUUCUGUGCUGCAAGGGUUAACUUACAUUAAAAAUAGCGCAGCACCUGAUCCAAAUGGCCUUUUUUUAUACCCCUGUCUGAAAUUCAAAUUGUGCAAGUACCAAACCCAGCCUAAGGCAUUCAGUGGGGGUUGCAUUAAAAAGACAACUCCAAACAAGUUGUCCACUUAUCAAGGGAGGUAGGGAUGGGCUCUUAACCCAAACUACACAUUCAAAUACUCACAGAAUUUGUAGAAGACUGCAUUAUUCUACAUUCUGUUGCCUAUUUCUGCCUUCACUACAGAAUGAUACUAAAUCACCAGAACCUUAUAGCAAUUAUUUAAAAUCCUGAUUUUGCAACCCACUUUUCCCUAUGGAAAACUAAAAGCAAAGCCAGAAGGAGCAGCAAGCCAAAAUAUAAUUUCAACGACAACAUGUAGUUAUCUUGCAGGCUAUAAGAUUCAGGAGUUACAUUUCUCCAAAUGAAGACUUCGUUUGGCAAAACAAAUCAAAUCCAGAUCACUGAUCUAUCCCUGCAGCAUAACUCCAAGGAUAGACUUACUGAGAUUAAGGUCCUAUUUCAACAUACCUUAGUGGGAAGAUUCUACAUGAUACAGAAAAUCUUUUUUCUUAUACAUAUUUAUGGCAUUUGAUUCAGCUCCAAGAGGGCUGUUUUCAUCCACAGUCUGUCUUUGAAGCUGCUACAUUCACAAAAUAGAUGAAAUUAACCAAAAUAAAUACUUCUUUAAUUGACUUGUUACCAGCAAGAGAAACACAAACACACCUCUCUUCCUGGGAUGUUUUUGUGAACUAUUUCCUCAAACCUGGAAGGAGGAACAUAACACCCUCAGCAGCAAUUAAGUUCAAACAUUUGUGAAUCUGGGCUCUAAAUCAAAGCUUAGCAUGAGCACUCUGCCCCAUGUAUUCAUUAAAGACUAUGUGCCAAACUAAUGCUGCUCUCCAAAAAAAUCCUCAUAAAUUUCCCUAUUGUAAUUUUGAGUGAAUGUAAGUUAAGCUUUCCAACAUGGAGUAGUUUCCAUAUAGUGGAAAUACUUAAUCAAGUGAGAUUUCACAUGAUCUGUCUGAAACAUGUAACUUCAUAGAAUUGCUCCCCCUUGCUCACCAGAGCUGCUCUCCAGCUGACAAUUGUUGAGUCACUUCCUCUAACAAAUCUCACCUAUACGCUGAAUUUUACCAUUUCCAUGGAUAGCACAGCUGCAAAUAUUUGCAUGUUAUGCUUUGGCUUACUAUUUACCCUAUGUUACUGUUAAGUGGAUGCAAAUCCUUACCCAUUUUAAGACAUCAGUUAACAUUCCUGUUGCUGCAAAGGGGAUAUACAGUUCUCCUUCAUUAUAAUAAGAAACCUGCCUGGCCAUCCAACAUAAUCUCUCUGAGACCUCCAACCUGAAGACAACAGAAAGGUUUCUACAUGAUAGAACCAAAUUCGCAGCAUGAGUAAAAACUUGUAUCAACAGUUAUGUAACCAAUACCUUUGUGCAAUUUAGACUUUGGCAAAUAAGUCAAGCAUGAUAGCACUGGAGAAAUAUACAGAAAGGAAAAUCAUUAAGCAGGACAAGAGUUGACAGCAAGAACUAAAUGCACUUUAUAAUAGCUGAAGAUCAGUCAUUUCCAUAUUUCCUAUCUCUUGAUGCAGAUAUUUCAGGCACAAUGGUCAAACAUGGUUUUUAAGAUAUUCAUCAUUGGUUUGAUGCUCUGUCUUUAGAAGUAAGAUUAUGCCUGAUUUCUAUGUUCUCUCUUGAUGCAAGGCAAAGGUCUUUGGAACUUCAUGUAAAAUGUUACUGCUCACAUAAAUGCAGAGCAAUCUAAAGCUAACACUACUUUCACUCUUUUUGAAAGUACCUGCUAAAGUUGGUAGCUGUGACUGAAAAAGACAACAAACCCAGGUAUAUAUUGCAAAGCUGUAUGCAAUAAAUAAAAAAUUGAAGUCUUAUUGCCACUAAGCCUUUAA
Vidua chalybeata is the source of this 7556-nucleotide messenger RNA. RefSeq names its product coiled-coil domain containing 80 (gene CCDC80). Bases 608 to 3475 code for a protein of 955 amino acids. NCBI's taxonomy places the organism in Eukaryota, Metazoa, Chordata, Aves, Passeriformes, Viduidae. The transcript has 8 exons. The record is from RefSeq and is a predicted model, not a curated record.